Messenger RNA from Xylona heveae TC161, 1210 nucleotides. RefSeq lists its product as hypothetical. The record is from RefSeq and is a predicted model, not a curated record. Bases 491 to 922 code for a protein of 143 amino acids. Lineage: Eukaryota; Fungi; Ascomycota; Xylonomycetes; Xylonales; Xylonaceae. The transcript has a single exon.
UUUGAUCAGCCCUCUCAUCUACCGGGAAUAUGGAAUCCCAAUCGUGUAGAGGCGCUGGGGUGACCUAUAUAUUGAGGCGCUUAGACCCAUGACAUGUCGCGUUUCUGUUUUUUGUUUUCUUUUUCUCUUUUUUGCAUAUUUGCGUGUCAUCUCAGUCACUCUUUGUCCAGGGCCAGACGCUCAUCUCUACAGGUCAAUCACACUCAUUUCUGCUUGAACAAGCUGUGCUUGUGCUUGCGCCUGUCUUUUCCGACCUAUUCUCACUCAGUCAUUCGUUCUGAUACCACCAUCAACUGUCUUCGGACCUCGUCGCCAUAUCCGGCUCUGCAAGAACUGAAGAAGAGACGAAUAUCACACUCUUUUAUCACACUAUAUUCUUCAGGAACUUUUACCGUCAAACAAUUACGGGCUUCCCUUGAUAUCCUUCACUUUUCUCUGGAGGAAACACGAUACACCGGCUCAAGGAGAUUAUCCAUCAUACACGGUCACGAUGCGGCUUCUCUAUUCUCUCUGUUUGCUUCUGCUUCCACUCCUUGCUCUGGCGCAGGACGAAAAUACGACUGUUACUACUACUGAACUCUCGACGUCUACUACUACAAUUACGCGGACCCUCAGCUUGCUCUUCAAGUAUCCAGAGAUUACAGAGCCUGCCAAAAAAAUCGUGGCUGUGAACGAAACUACCACCUUGCCAUUGGCGACCGAUACUGAUUCUCUCGUACAAGCCACGGGAUCAGCAUUAAAGUCUUCGGCUUCUGCUUCGCUGCACACGAUUACCACCAAGGGAACCAGUUCAUCCUCAACCAGCGAAGCAUCUGCUUCGGCCACUCAAGCAGCACAUCAAGGUGCUAGUUCUCAUGUGGAUUGUCCUACUAUGGCGCUUCUAGUCAUCUCUCUAGCUAUGUUUACCGCCAUUAUGUCUUGAUUAUAGUGGCAAUAUUCCAAAAUUUUACACUUUAAUUCUUUCCCCCCUUCCCCUCUUCCCUGUGCCUGUUUUGGAGUUGUACGAUGGCGAAGAGCGAUUGGAGUUUGUUCGCAAUGCAGCGAAGAUGUGGCGAAAUUAUUGUGUAAUCAGGCCAUGAUUUACGCUCGUUGAAUGCUUUUGGUUGGCUUUUUUGUCUUUGGUUUCUUUGUUUAUCACUUUCUACUUGGGGGCGCGAAAUUUGGAGUUGGUGGAGGGUUGGAGUCACGGGAGGAAGCGGUCUGCCCGAUA